UAUCAUUCCGCUUUUGCCCACUUUAGGAAGAUACACCGUAACUGACCAAGUGAAGGGCCAAUGCAAAACCGAUGCUGAGGCCUUCUGAUCAAUAGUUCAUGAAUCUGUAAAAGUCAGGAACUUGUAGAACGUUUACCAAGAUACGGUGUAAGCGUUUACGGCCCCUUCGAUACCCUAAAACGCCUCCAUCAAUUAGGUCGUGCCUGCUGCGCAUCGUUCAUCCUCCCUUUACGCUUACCAUGUACAACACUGCGCUUCAUCCUCCCAGUAUUCUGAACGUUUUUCCAACGGAACUACUCAGUCUCGUCAAGGAGUCCAUUCCCCAAGGUGAUCUUAGGACGCAUGUAUGCUUUUACAAAGCAUGUCCUUCGUUUACCGCGCUAUAUGGUGAUGAAACACGGCAAGCGGCAUUUUGGGAAGGGGCCUGCAUACUCGCAGGUUUAGGCUGUUUACCGAAUGAGGCUCCGGAAAACGUGGAUUGGAAGCAUGUCGCUUUUGAGUGUAUCGAGAAGGACGGUUUCUGUGACCAUCCAGCUUGUGGAGGAGCACUUCUAGAUUGGAACGCCGCUCAGAUGAAAAACAUGGAGCUGGAUCACUCUCAGCUCAACUGGAAAGCACUGAUCGAAUGCAUUAUUCUCGACGGCGAAGAAGCAGACUAUUUACGCCCAGAACAUAGUCCUGUCUUUCAGCAUUUCACGUUCACUCCGUAUGUUCCUCACGGUAUUCGCCUACCGAUUGGCGAGGACGUUUAUUUGGAUCGAUUCGAGUGGAAGCAUCAACCCACUCCUGAGUAUCAGCUUCGAUACCAUCCCAUUGCUCAACGUAGCUUUGCAUUGUUUCCAUUGGUCAAGAUCAUGGACUUCAUGACACAUUUUAGCAACACACUUCGACCCACAAACCCUUUGGGCAUCACGGUGAUGGACGUUUUGACUGCGUUGCAUGGCGUUGUUGACACCCAUAUGACCGUGCGACAGCUCAGCGAGACGCUUGAGCUAUUGGAUACGAAGACUGCCUUCCCAAUCUCUACGGAUUAUCUCUUCUUCAUAUUGAAACGACUAGAGACUCCACGAUCGUUCUUGUACUUCUAUCGACCGGAUGGCCUCAACUUUAUAGAUUGGGAAGACAAUGGUCUGGGCCCUUUCUUCGGAUUAGAUCAUCGAGUCGCUCGCGCUCUCACACAGAAAGAGGUUGAGAGGCUUUCUGCAGCCGAGGAGUAAUGUCGUAUCGGAGUGUUCUUACCACUUCAUAACCUACAUUACAUGACGUAUAGUAUACGUGUCGCAAUUAAGCCACUUCUUGAAUUACCGUAUGAUACAGGCCUGCUCUAAAGAAGCCUUAUAGUUGUGAUUGCA
This is a messenger RNA of Somion occarium, 1352 nucleotides long. Lineage: Eukaryota; Fungi; Basidiomycota; Agaricomycetes; Polyporales; Cerrenaceae. The record is from the annotation of a GenBank genome assembly.